UGUUUAUUGUGUGAAAGAAAAACAAGGAUGAGCGGUUCAAACAAAAUGUUUGGCGAUAAAGCCUUUGAUUUACUGAAGGAUCUAAAACGCUCAGCUCAGACAAUUCCGGCCUUUGACGAUGACGGCGUGCGACAGGUGCUGGAGGAGAUUAAGGCUAUUUUUGAGGAGAAUGUGGCACAGGCGUCCAGUUACAACAGUUCCGGCGAUCGGAGUCUAUGGCCGCUAUUAAACUAUAGACACGCAGCCUUACAACGAAACAAACGAUGUCUGCUGGCCUAUUUAUAUGAGCGCAUGCAACGCAUCAAAGCACUGCGAUGGGAAUUCGGACCCAUUAUUCCCGGCGACAUUAAACAGGCAUUAUGUGAGCCAGAAGUGCAAUUUUUCAACAACUAUUCAAAGUCUUUGGCGGCAUACAUGCGUUCCGUGGGCGAUGGCCAAGGCAUUGAUCUGACUGGCAACUUGCGACCACCCAAAUCUCUCUAUAUCGAAGUGCGUUGCGUUGAGGAUUACGGCAAAUUCGAGUUGGAUGACGGCGAAGUUGUGCAUUUGAAGAAGAAUAGUCAACACUACCUACCGCGAGCUCAGGUGGAAACACUAGUGCGUCAGGGCAUAUUACAGCACAUUGCUUAAGGUGUGAAUUAAAAUAAGAUUAAAAUAAAUAGCACAUACGUAAAACAACAAA
This is a messenger RNA of Drosophila innubila, 682 nucleotides long. Its product is annotated as DNA replication complex GINS protein PSF1-like. The coding region runs from base 28 to 630 and encodes 200 amino acids. The transcript has a single exon. Lineage: Eukaryota; Metazoa; Arthropoda; Insecta; Diptera; Drosophilidae. The record is from RefSeq and is a predicted model, not a curated record. Gene Ontology annotation, cellular component: GINS complex. Gene Ontology annotation, biological process: DNA replication; DNA strand elongation involved in mitotic DNA replication.